Messenger RNA from Ilex paraguariensis (yerba mate), 1524 nucleotides. The record is from the annotation of a GenBank genome assembly. NCBI's taxonomy places the organism in Eukaryota, Viridiplantae, Streptophyta, Magnoliopsida, Aquifoliales, Aquifoliaceae.
AUGAAGGGUUUUCUUGAGCGGACUGUUAGUUCAAAGUAUUAUUCUAACAGCUCUGCUUGUUCCCCUAAUAGAAUUCCUGGUUCUAUCUGCUCAGAGCCAGGAUCAAACGACAGUAAGCUCCCCAAGUCUUCCUUGUGGUCGAGCUUCACUUUGCCAGCUUUCUCAAUCUUUGAAACAUUAAGUGAGCCAAAAGGCUGUGGAAAGAAAGCAUCGAGCUCUAGGAGCAAUGGAUGGACUGCAGCUUUCAAGAGAGUAAUGAAUGGUGGUGGCUCAAUGAGGAAAAUUCAAGAGCGUGUACUGGGGCUGAACAGGACUGGACAUUCUGUCUCAGCUGGUGACAUAUGGCUUCUAGGUGUGUGCUACAAGAUUUCUCUGGAAGAUUCAUCUGGAGAUCCGGCUCAGAGUGAAGGCUAUGCUGCAUUUGUUGAAGAUUUCUCAUCUAGAAUUCUGAUAACAUAUCGUAAAGGCUUUGCUAAUAUAGGAGAUUCAAAGUAUAGCAGUGAUGUAUACUGGGGCUGCAUGCUUCGAAGUAGUCAAAUGCUUGUUGCUCAGGCUUUACUUUUUCAACGAUUGGGGAGAUCAUGGAGAAAAUCUUUGCACAAGCCAGUUCAUCAACAUUACAUUGACAUAUUGCACCUUUUUGGUGAUUGUGAGGAGUCAGCUUUCUCCAUCCACAAUCUUCUUGAAGCUGGAAAGGCUUAUGACCUUGCUCCGGGAUCAUGGGUAGGCCCAUAUGCCAUGUGUCGCACAUGGGAAACUCUAGCCCGCUGUAGGACAGAGGAAACUGAACUUGAUGACCAGUCCUUUCCAUUGGCUAUAUAUGUUGUUUCUGGUGACGAGGAUGGGGAAAGAGGUGGAGCUCCUGUUCUAUGCAUCGAAGAUAUACUCAGCCAUUGUUUUGAGUUCUCAGGAGGCCAAGUUGAUGGGUCACCUAUUCUUUUGUUGGUUCCUUUGGUCCUAGGACUGGACAAAGUCAAUACGAGAGAAGGAAGGUCUCUAAUCAUAAACGAUAAACAUAGGAGAGGUACAGAAACGGCAGGGAUGUUUCUGUAUUUGCCACAGUUGAAGGCGACCUUCACUUUUCCUCAAAGCCUUGGCAUCUUGGGCGGUAGACCUGGUGCUUCAACGUACCUUGUUGGUGUGCAAGAUGAAAAUGCAUUUUACCUUGAUCCACAUGAAGUUCAGCAGGUAGUUGAUGUUGGAAAGGAUAAUCUAGAGGCUGAUACUUCCUCUUAUCACUGCAAUGUUGUACGACACAUCCCUCUUGAUUCAAUCGAUCCAUCCUUGGCUAUUGGAUUUUAUUGCCGAGACAAAAAUGAUUUUGAUGAUUUUUGUUCUCGAGCCUCCGAGUUAGCUGAUCAAUCAAAUGGUGCUCCAUUAUUUACGGUUACUAAGGCACGCAAUUCACCAAUGGCAGAUAUGUUGGGCGGUGGAAGUCGGGUUCAGGAGGAUGAUUCCUUUGAUGUGGCACCCACCGGAGAUGCAGAGGGCUGUACACCAGAAGAUGAUUGGCAACUUCUUUAA